Pelodiscus sinensis (Chinese soft-shelled turtle) is the source of this 3782-nucleotide messenger RNA. Lineage: Eukaryota; Metazoa; Chordata; Testudines; Trionychidae. The record is from RefSeq and is a predicted model, not a curated record.
AAUACAUUUUUGAAGAAACUGACAAGAACAGGAGUCUUAUUUUUUAAAAUGUUCGAACUUCAGCAGUGUGUAACAGCUAACAGGAUACCCAGGAAAAGGCCUUAUAGAUGUGACAUCUGCUACAAACAAUUUGAAACCCCAUCAAAAUUAGCUAGGCAUUAUCUUAUACACACUGGUCAAAAGCCAUUUGAAUGUCAUGUAUGUCAUAAAACUUUUAGACAGCUAGUCCAUUUGGAGAGACAUGAGCUAACACACACGCUUCCUUUUAAAUGUAAUGUUUGCCAUAGGAAUUUCAAAAAUUUAAUCACUUUUUUAAAGCAUCAACAGCUUCAUAAUGAAAACUACCGGAGUGAUAUUAAGCAAGAUAAAAAAUCAGUAGAUGCCAAGCAAGAUGGGCUGAUAUGUGGAAUGUUUCAUUGUUCUAUUUUCCCAAAUAAUCUCCACAGUGCCAGGAGGAGAAAGAAAACUCAUGUGUGUGAAACAUGUAACAAGAUGUUUCCAUCACGAUCUAAGCUGGAAAGACACUUGCUGAUUCACACUGGCCAGAAACCUUUUAAGUGUUCCUUGUGUGGUAAAUCUUUCAGGCAGUCAACACAUUUGAAAAUCCAUCAGCUCACACACACAGAGGAGAGGCCUUUCCAAUGCUGUAUUUGUCAGAAGGGAUUUAAGAUCCAGAGCAAACUCCUGAAGCACAAGCAACUCCAUGUUAGAAAUAAAACUGUUCCCAGAGUCCUUUACAGACCAAAGACUUCUAAAUACCCUAGGCCUCAGAACUUUCUGGAAGGAAAAAAGGAUGAUUUUGAGAAUGUGGAUACUUAUGAGUCCCCAGAGAAUGACCCACUUGAUGUUCAUUCUAUUUAUAUUGUGCCUUUUCAGUGCCCAGUCUGUGAGCAAUGUUUUGAAACAGAGCGAGUUCUAAAUUUGCACAAAUGUUUUUACCUGAAAGAUGGCAAAAAUAUGAACUGUGGCAAACCAGCCUACAGUCACAAAGCCAACAUUAAAAGUAAAGUCCCAAUGCAGCUCAAACAUGCUGGAGAAAAGGCAUCAGAUUCUUCUCUGUCUGACAGAAAAAAAAAUAAAACAAGUCACUUUAAAAGUUAUGACCUGUUUGUAUCUAAUGAGCAGCAUUCUGAUCAUUCCCCUAACACUUUUAAAAAUUAUCAUAGCAAGCUUGCCAGGCACAAUACAAUUAGCAAUAAAAAGAAAAGGACAUUUGUCAUGCCUUUAUCCUGGCAAGAGCACCUACAGAAGCAUAAAUUAGAAAGUAAUUUAAAAAGUAUGAUUGCUGGUGAAAGCAUGUUAAACAUGGAUGAUUCGGUACAUAAUAAAGAUGACUCUCUUUAUGGUUCAUUGGAUGCUGAUUUCUUUGAUAAUCCAGAAGCAUCACUUCAGUGUGCUUUUUCAGCUCCUACUAAAAAUAUACAUAAUAGACACAAAGUGUGUAAAUGUGACAGAUGUGAAAAAAUCUUUCCUUCUUCAUCCAAACUUCAAAGACAUUAUCUUAUUCACACGGGACAGAAGCCCUUUGGCUGUAAUGUUUGUGGGAAGACAUUUAGACAGUCAGCUCACUUAAAAAGGCAUCAGCUCACUCAUACUGAAAAGAGACCAUAUGAAAGCCCUCUUUGCCAGGUGGAAUUUGAAAAUCUGAACAAACUUUUUAGUCACCAGGGAGAUCACAUUGAAUUUAAGUCUUCUCAGUCGGUGGGUUAUUCCCAGAGACCUUCACAGGCAUCCGGCUUUCCAGAAUUUGAGCUGAUUCAGUCAAACCAGGCAGCUGAAAUCAAAGUUGAACUAGAGUCUGGGGACUUUGUUCUUGGCACCAGCAGUAGAAACUCACAGCCAUAUUUGUGCAGUAAAUUGUUGGAAACGGAGCAAAGCCAUUAUAGUCACUGGUAUGAUUUUUCUGGGGUUAUGGAAAAAAGUGAAGCUAUUAAAAGAUUUUAUCAGUGUAGUGUCUGCUUAAAAACUUUCAAAUCACCUUCCAAACUUGAAAGACACUAUUUAAUGCAUGCUGGACAGAAGCCAUUUGAAUGUUCAGUUUGUGGUAAAACUUUCAGACAGGCCCCACAUUUGAAAAGGCAUCACCUUACUCACUUUAAAAAGAAAUCAUAAAGAUAGAAUGGCUGCUGGACUUCCAUUGAGUGGAAUAACAAACACUAGAAGAUAUUUUGUGUCCAGCAGAAGUGAUGGUGUCCAAUGACAUUUUUUUAAAUCUAAACCUUCAGGGUUACAUAAUUAUGAACUGGUUUACAACAGAUUAACAUAAGUAGUCACUUUCCAUAAACCAGUCAGAGAUGGCCUGAAGGAAGGUUAAUGUACUGUUUUUAGACUGUCUACUUAAAAUGCUUGUGAUAAAUAGGGGUUGAUGUUUGAAAAUUUUCAGCAAUGUUUUUUUGUGAAUACAUGUAGUUACUGCGUAAAAGUAUUUUGGCAAUCUGUAGUGCAAUAUAAAUCACGUGCUUAAAAGUUGUGCCUCUUCCCCAUCCAGAAGAGUUAUUUUAUGACCAUAUGCUUUCUGACUGCACCUACCAAAAAGCAAAUGUAAAAGGACUGUCCUUGACCCACUUCACUUUGUCUCCAUGUAUGUUGAAAGUAUAAGAUGAAUACUGUGCCUGAUGAGUACUAGAUCUUGCAUCUACUUUACCUUGUCUAUUCCCAGCAAGUGAAUAUAAGAGGAAAAAGAAAGGAGUUGGAAGAGGAAAAAGUGGAGGAGAAAGCGUGGGGGAGGGAUGAAUAAUUUCCACAACAGUAACAUGUGGUUAACAAAGAUGAUAUUUACCUACUUUAAGAUCUAUGGAUGAAGACUGCUAUGUAAGAGCUAGGUAUUUUAUUGAACAUAUGCACAUAAAAAUAGUGAAAAGUUUGUUUCUGAAUCAGCACCAUCCUCUUAACUUGAUUUGACUAUUCCAGUCUUACUCCCUGCCUCUUCUAGCUUUUUUGGAACAAUCUAAACAGUACUCAGAGUGUUUUUAAAUCAAGAGUAGUGAAUGAGGCUCUUAAUUAAUCCGCAAAUGUAGUCUCCCUCCCCUCCCCGCCUUUUCAUAUAAUGAUGACAUUAAUGCAUCCCCUUCCCACUCAGACACUUUAUAUAUAUUUCCUCUGAAAGGCCAAAAUUCUGAGUAACAGCCUCCUUGUUUCCUGGUAUUGAGCACUACACAAAUUAAGGAAAUAUUCCUUAGGAUGGGAUAAGGUGAUAACUGACAAACAACGUUGACAGGAAGUCAUUCCUUUAUAAUGUGAAAUAAUGGAACUGUAAAUGACUACUAGCUCCUAUGAAAUAAAUUCAUUUUUGUAUUCAUGAAAGCUGUAGUUAACAGUAUUACAUUUUCUUGUGGUAUAUGCUCACUUUUCUCCUUGUGUUGAAAGAAUGGGUGAGCAAAAAUACUUUGGACAUUCUGGGAAAAGAGACUCUGGGAACUUGUAGAUAAAGAAUUUUUUUUUCCUCAGAAAAACUUCCUGCUAAGUUUGUCUUUGUUUAACUUCUGAAUGUUUGAACCCUAAAUUUUCCAACUAUUCCAAAUAAUAGAAAAUUGGUGAGAAAGUAGAUCCAGAUUUAUGUAAAUGAACUUUGACUUAUAUUUGUAGUCUUUGAAGUGAUUAAGUUAAAAACUAUAUAAUAUUUUAUCUGAAUGAAGCAAGAAUUUCCUCUUAUCUUGAGAUUGUCUGUCCCUGCGAGGGUGCAUCUAGACGGCAGGGGUUUAUUUCGGAAAAACAGCAGUUUUUCCAGAAAAACUUCACUUACAUCCACACUGCUAUUGAGUUCUUUCGAAAGAAAAUCAAAA